AUGUAUUUCUGGAGACGCAAAGACCCGAUCAUCCUUCCCACACCCUAUGUCCUAAGUCCAAGUGGAAAGUUCGAAGGCAACGAUGGAAAAUGGUCGACGUUCGUUAUAAACAUCGGAGACGACGGAAAGAACCAAAGCAAUGGCCAGAAUUUCCGGGUACUCAUCUCGACGUCCUUGGGGACCACUCUCGUCCCGCAGCAGACGGAAUGGUGUUCGGACGAAACGUGUGCAGAAAGCCGUGGUAUUAUGCCUUUCGAAGGUAGUCAGUCUCGAGGAUUCGAUGACAGCAAAUCAUCACAAUGGCAAACGGCAGGCACAUUCAACAUUCCACUCCCACCAUGGUACAUAGACCAGUUGCAGUUGGACAGCGACGGCAAUAGCACAAAGCCCGCAGCGGUAUGGGGGGUGGAUUCAGUUGGUCUAGGUGAAACCUCACCACAAAGCCUAGUCCUCUCUGAUCAAUAUGUUGUCAAGUACACAGUCGGCAAUUUCUAUCUGGGAUCCCUAGGUCUGGCUGUGGGAAGAACCGGAGCCUCUGGUGCAACGAGGCCAAAUUUCAUCGAGAAUAUGUACGGUAGUGCGCAUAGGAUCGCUAGUCGAUCUUUUGGAUAUACGGCCGGAGCGUAUUAUCGCAACAACAAUAACGGUGUUCCGGGCAAUUUGGUUUUGGGUGGAUAUGACAGAUCGCGGUUGACGGACCAAAGCGUAUCCAUCGCGAUGCCAAGCGCCCAAAACACUUCACUCGCUGUUGGUGUCAAUUCUAUCCUUUAUAAGCCCGACCAAAACGUCGAAGCCAACACUAUAUCUUUCACCCAACGAGGGUUCCCAGCCACGAUCGAUUCGACAUUCCCGUACCUCAUCCUGCCGGACGAAAUCAUCGAUAGCUUCGUUUCAAACUUCAGCCUGGGGUAUGACGAAACUAGCAAAUUAUUCACCGUCAACACUUCUUCGCAUGCGAACAAUCUCCGCGCAAAUGCUGAGGUCAUAAUGAAGAUCAGUGCAAGCGCAGACACGGACAGCAACGAUUUCGUAUCUAUCGUACUACCAUAUGCUGCUUUCGAUCUGCAAGCAGAUUUCCCACUCUUUUCCAACCAAACGAGCUACUUUCCCAUUCGGCGAUCAGAAAAUGAACAGUUCGUUCUCGGCCGCGCUUUCCUCCAAGAGGCAUACAUUAUCGUCGACUAUGAACACCAGAAUUUUACCGUCGCCCCUGCCGUGUUUGAACAGCCAAUGCCAAAACCCAGUCUAGUCACAAUCUUCGAUAGGUCAUAUACACUACCAACGGCUCAAGACAACAAUGACGGGGGUGAACUGUCAUCAGGAGCCAUUGCAGGAAUUGUAGUUGGUAUCGUGGCUGUUUUCAUCAUUGCGGCACUUGGCAUCUUCUUUCUUUGGAAAAAACGUCGGGCCUCGAAGAAAAGUAUGGAUCACACGCCAAAUCCAUCCGAAAUCGACACGACUUUUGCUGGAAACGAGAUCAAGUAUCGCCGUGUCUCAGAGCUCACUGGAUCCGACGCUCCCUACUCCCCAAAGAGCUCAAUUCCUGGCUAUUAUGAGCCCAAUCACAAGUCUGUUCAUCCUAUUAAUGAGUUAUCCCCUGAUAGUACUCCAGCGGAACUCUACAGUCCUCCGCCACAUAGCGGCGAUACUAUGGACUACUUUGCGACGGCGAAACGUGGAGACCCAUCCGGCAACGAAACUCCGCGAACUCCCAUUGCAGAACUAUCAGGAGAAGACGCGAUACGAUCAAUUCCCGAUAAAAAGGGGGAUGCGCCGAACGCUACACAAAGACCUCCGCAUAGUCGAAGCCCUAGUGAUAGCAAUAUUGACGAAGUAUUAGCGAACAAUGGAGCAUCAGGGGCGGAGGGUAGUGCUGAUAAGACUGCAGCAGGGGUGGAACCAGCAGCGCCGGUUACCACGGAGGAGCCAGAAGCACAGCCUGAAGGUGUCGAGCAAACGAACGAGCCUGGAAUGGAGCGACGACCAUCGCACACAAGAGGAUUAAGCGACGUGACAAUCCAGAGCGACAGCACAGCGGUCUCGCAGCCAACACCAGAAGAACUCGAGAGCUGGGCGAGAAGCGAGGACAAUCGACCAAUUCGACCCAUGUCUCCAUGA
Pyrenophora tritici-repentis Pt-1C-BFP is the source of this 2118-nucleotide messenger RNA. Its product is annotated as Asp domain containing protein. NCBI's taxonomy places the organism in Eukaryota, Fungi, Ascomycota, Dothideomycetes, Pleosporales, Pleosporaceae. Gene Ontology annotation, molecular function: aspartic-type endopeptidase activity. Gene Ontology annotation, biological process: proteolysis. The record is from RefSeq and is a predicted model, not a curated record.